CCAACAAACCAAAACACCAACAACUCAGACAUCAACAACUAAUAACUAACAACAAUAUCAAAAUGAUUGCCGCUGCUCCCAAAUCCGUCUUGAUCACCGGCGCCAACUCUGGACUUGGACUCGAAUGUGCCCGCCAAUUGGCCCUUCUCAAUGUGGAACGUAUCGUCAUUGGCUGUCGCAGUGAAGCCAAGGGAAAGCAGGCCCAGGAAGACCUGAAGCAGGCCAUGGCCAAGGCAGGCAAAGCUGACAAAUCCAACAAGACCAAAUUUGAAGUACUCCUCAUGGACCUUUCGGACAUUGCAUCCGUCAAAAAGGCGGUCGCGACUCUGGCUACUCCUGUCGAAUCCUUGGUCAUGAAUGCCGGUGGAUUGGGUGGAGGCAACCCGGGUAACUUGACCAAGAACGUUGUUUCCAUGACGGUUGCAACCAAUCUUCUGGGGCAUGUCGUUCUCUUUGAUGGCCUUGUUCAAGCCAACAAGCUGACCAAGUCGGCUAUUUAUGCCGGGAGCGAAGCGGCCCGAGGCGAAUGGAGAAUGAUGUUGCCGUCCACAAAGGUCAAAUCCGGUUCCAAGCAAGAGUUCCAGUCCAUGUGCGAUGGAUCCUUUUAUGGAACCAAAUCCCAAGACUUGUCCAUUACAUACGCGGGUACCAAGUUCUUGGCGGCACUUUGGGUCGGAGCCGUUGCCAGGGCACACCCGAAUUUACGAGUCGUCACGGUCAGUCCAGGACACACGGCCGGAACAGGAAUCUUUGAACCAGAGGGACUUCCCGUGGUGGCCAAGUUCUUGAUGAAGAACCUGGUCUUGCCUCUUCAGUACCUUUUUGGAAUGGCACAGUCCAAGGAAACGUCGGCCAAACGAUACGUCGACGUGCUGUUCGACUCGACUGGAACGACGUACCCGUCGGGAACCUUUUUCGCCAGCAAGCGGGGGCUCACCGGGCCCAUUGCGGAUCAAUCGACCUACUACAACAAAGUCUUUUCCAAUCAGACGUAUCAGGACAAUGCCAGUGACGCCAUUCGUUCCUUUAUCGAUGUGUAAUUAUGGUUUAUCGAAUCAUUCGGCUUUUACGUAAGCUAUGUGGCUGUUGACGUUGUGGUAGAAACAUACUCAGUAAGUGAACACGGUCGAUCGGCAAUUGGCUCGUAACUAAAAUAGCAAAC
This is a messenger RNA of Seminavis robusta, 1162 nucleotides long. Lineage: Eukaryota; Bacillariophyta; Bacillariophyceae; Naviculales; Naviculaceae. The record is from the annotation of a GenBank genome assembly.